AUGUAUCCAUUUCUCCCACCCUUCCACUCCUCUUCCGCCGUUCCCUCCCCUCCUCCCCACAUCCUCCCCCACUCCCCAUCCCCACUCUCCCUCCCCCUUCCGCGCGCAGGCCGGGCAACAGUGCAGUACCCAGCGGGCCGGCUAGCGGUGGACGAGCUGGUGGUGCUGCUACAGCCGUCCUCGCCCGGCGACGCGCACCCCGACCAGCAGUCGCAGCAGCAGCAGCAUGCCCAGCAGCACCCCGGAGACGACUCCGCCGCCCGCUUCUCCCUCCAGUCCAUUUUCUCCGGCGGAAAACCCGUCCCCGCAGGGCUUCCGCCCCCCGCGGGAAGAAACGGCCCGUCAGAUCUAGAUGCGGAUUUGGACGAUGACGGGGGCGGGGGAGGGGGGGGCGGAGGGGGAGGCGGAGGCGGGAGCGGAGGGGGAGGCGGGCAGGGGCAGGGGGGAGCGGCGCUGCGGCAGCUGUGGACGUCGAAUUGGCUGGAGGAGAGCGGGGUGGUGGUGGCCGUGCCGUCGUGCUCUGACCGCAUGGCUGUUGCUUAUGGCUCCACUCUUGUGCUGCUCGAUGGACUCGUCGCGGCGGAUAUGGGGCCACUGCGAAGUCGAGCAGGGAAGGGCAGGGGGGACGGGGAGGGGCAGGAUGGGGGCAGGGAGGGGCAGGGGGGGACGGGGAAGGGCAGGGAGUGGCAGGGAGGGUUAGAAAAGAUCAGGGAAGAGCAGAGAAGGCAAUCGGACCCUGUGGUGAUCUCCCCCGCAUGUGACCGCAGCGAUCGCAUCACAGCCCUUGAAUGGCUCUUCUUCGCCCCGCCUCCCUCCGCCCACACUGGCGCACACACCCCUCCGCGCUCCCCUCCUGCUUCCGCCGCCACUCCCCCUAGCCCGCCCCACUUGUCCCGCUCCGAGCACCCAGACUCCUCUUCCCAGGCUGACUCUCAGCAGGGGGAACAUGAUUCUUACCACCAGAAUCAUGCCCACAGCCAACAGCCGCAGCAGGAGCAUCACCAAAACCACCACCAUCAUCAUCAUCAUCAGCAGCAGCAGUCGCUGCUGUGUGUGGCCGUCGGCACGGCUGCGGGGUUCCUCCUUAUUUAUGCUGACACGGGCGUGCUGCUGGCUCGACAGAUGGUGCACACGCAGGCGGUGCUGCGGCUGCGGGUGCGGGGCGUGGAUUCAGGCAUGCCUCUGCUGCACCGACGCCUGGAGGCCAUAGCAGCAGCGUCCGCCGUUGCCGCAGCCUCCGCUUCCCGCUUUGCAUCGGCCUUCAGCUUCAUGGGCGGGCCCAAGCGCAGCAGCCGGGAGGAGGAGGCAGGGCACGCCGUGCCCAUUCCGUUCCUCAAGUGGCGCACGGGGCUGGGCAGCACACGGUGGAGCGACGGCGCUGUUGUCGGCAUGUUCCCCUCGCCUCUCUUCAACCCCCAGGCGGCCCUUCAGUCCCUCUGUGUCGUGGCCGUUGGCCAAAACCCCUGCAUUGCUGCAUUCGCAGCAACGGAUGAGCCACAGUGGGAGCAGCUAGCAGCAUCCAUUCCCUCUUCCUCCACCCCCUUCCAACCACUGAAAACUCUCUCAAAAGCUCCCAUACCAUUCAGCUCCCUCGUCAACCUGUCCUCCUCUCCUCUACUCCCCUUCUCCCCCUCUUCCCUUCUCCCCCCCUCCCCUCUCCCCCUCCCUUUCCUCCCCGAUUCCCUCCUUCCGCCCUAUCCCCCCAACCCUUGCAGAGCGACCGAGGAGCCAGAGUGGGUGCAGCUAGCUGCGUCCAUAGUCUCGUCCUCCGCGCCCUCCAACCCCACGCUCCUGGCUCUCGGCAUCGUGCCCCGCAUGUCCGUUCAGCUGCAGCGCAAGCUCAGCGGUGUGCUGCUCAAUGAGAUGGCCGCUGGGGGGCCUGCAGGGGGAACAGCCGCAGGGGGGAAGGGGGACGCUGGUGGGGAAGGUGGAGGGGGAGGCGCGGGGAAAGGGGCGGGUGGAGGGGAGGCGGGAGGGGGAGAGGAGGGAGGGGGUGCGGCAGGAGGAGGAGCAGUGGCUGGAGGCGAGCAGGGGGCGGGAGGGAACAGGAUAGGCCGUAGCACCAGCAGUGGCAGCGGCAGCAGUGGCGGCAGUGGCAGCGGCGGUGGUGGUAGCAGCACUGGUUCUGCUAGUCACAGUGUGGCUCGUUCUGUUUCUGCUGGUCCCACUCAUACCAAGUCCAAGCUUCCUCCUUUCCCCCCAUCAGCAUCAGGACACCACCACUCCACACCUCCACUCCCCCCUCUCCACCCCUCUCUACCCUCUGAAGACUCCCGCUUAUUCGGAUUCAACCGGCUGUUCUCCCGACCGGCCCAAGACGAGCGAUCUGAGCCGUUGAUCCCGGCAGCAGCGACUGACGCAGGCCGUGCGACGGCGCUAGUGGCGGCGCUAAAAGACCCGCUUAGGAAAGCAACACACUUAGUGCUGUCACCCAGGGGGGCUUUAAUGGCAGUGGCGGAUGGGCUGGGGCGUGUUCUGCUCAUGGACUCUCAGAUCUUUGCCGUGCUGCGCAUGUGGAAGGGGUAUCGAGACGCACAAGUGGCCUUCUUUGAAGCACCUGUGGUGGACGUAGCAGGUGCUCACAGCACCAGCACCACCACCAACACUACCACCACCAGCACCUGCCGCAACGGUGGCGGCAGCGACAGUAGUGGCAGCAGCGGCAGCAAUAUGAACGCGCAACACACCCGUCCCUUCCGCCUGUGCCUUGCCAUCUUUGCUCCUAGGAGGGAGACCAUCGAGGUAUGGCAGCUGAUAACAGGCCCUCGCAUCGCAGCCCUGCGCUGCAGCACCAACACGCGCCUCAUGCAGCCCUCCCUGGGCUUCGUAGUGCCCGCGCACGCACCCACCCACUCCCAGCUGCAGCUGCCGAACAGCAACUUGGAUUCCAGUCCCAGCCUUGGGUCUACCUCUAGCAUGAGUGCCAGUGCAAGUGCAAGCCCAAGCGGCAGGGUGGAUGGGGUAGGGGUGGUGGUGGUGGAGCAGCGGCACAGGGCGUUUGUGCUGCAUGGGUCUUCCGGGCUGCUCAUGGAGCUCAUGCCCACCAUCUCCCUCGCUGGCGAGCUGGUGGGUGCAGGUAAACCCUCAGCGCAAGCAGCGCUGCUAUCCCAGGCGGACAUAUUCCAGCGGCUGUGCGACCUGCUCAAGCUCAAGCACCGCUCCAAGGACGCUGCCCUCGCCGCUGCUAGGGAGCUGCUCCGGCGGGCCAGGAGGGCGCGUGUGGGAGCGCGGGUGAAAGGAAGGCCUGGAGCAACGAGUGAAGGCCAGAAGGACACGGAUGGUGAUGCAACGCAGAAGGGUAGUGGUGACAGCAACGGGGAGAAAGAGGAGGAGAAGGAGGAGGAGAAGGAGGAGGAGAAGGAGGAGGAGAAGGAGGAGGAGAAGGAGGAGGAGAAGGAGGAGGAGAAGGAGGAGAAGGAGGAGGAGAAGGAGGAGGAGGCGCAGGGGAGGGGGCCAGAGUUGGAGGAGGAAGAGGAACAGGAGGAGGUGGAGGAGGAGGUGGAGAGGUGGGGGGAGGUGGGAAGCCAGCAGUGGGAGGAGAAGGUGGUGGGAGUGCUGCUGGCUGGCCUCACUUCUCCCUUUCGCAAGCUGCAGGUCCUUGACUUGCUAAUUGCGAGCCGGCCGUCCCUCUCAGCUAAGUGUCACUUAGCCAUACUGGAAGAUGUUCUAUGCACGUUAGAGGUCUCCCUAGCUGUCGCUCAUCUGCCUCCCCCCGAACUUCCCCGCCUUGCGGACAUAAGCGAGGGUGGGGGAGAAGGGGGCGGGUCUGAGGGCGUGGAGGGGGGUGGCGGAGUGAGGAAGGAAGAGGAGGGGGGGAAGGUUGGAGGGAGCAAUGGGGGAGCGGCGAGUGAGAAUGAUUCAGGUGUGGCGACGGGUGGCAGUGGUGCGGGCAUAGUGGAGCAACCGCAGCAACAGCAAGCGACAGCUGGCAAAGACGGGUAUGAGCUGCUGCCUCUGGUGACAGAAGGUGGAGAGAAAGAGGAUUCAGAGAAACCGGCGGGAGAGAAUGGAGUGGAUGAGAGAGUGGGUGAUGGGGCAGGGGAGAACAGGUCUGGGGUGACGGAGAAACGGGGAGAGGGAGAAGCGGAGGGGGGUGAAGUGACGAGUAAGGUGGCCGGAGGGGAAGGUGAGAAGCGCGGUGAGGAGGCACGUGGGGUGGUAGGAGGCAGGGCGGCAGCGGCGGCGGCGGUUCAGAGUGAGUGGUUGAGAGGGGUGGAUGUGAGCAGGGUGAAGCGAGUGGAUGACAAGUUUGUUCCGUUUCUGGAGCAGCGUGCGCGUGCCCUGCGGUUCCAGCACCUUCUCGUGGAGGACAGAGAGGAGGAGGAGGAAGAGGAAGAAGAGGAGGAGGAGGAGGACGAGGAGGAGGAGGAGGAGGAAGAGGAGGGCCAGGAGGGGAACACAGACAGCUGGAGCGUGCAGGCGAGGGGGGCGACAGGGGCGCUGACCGAUGCAAUCGAUGCCAGAGCAGGCAGCAGCAGCAGCAGCACGGGCAGAGCGUCAAAGGGCAAGAGGAUCCGUAGGAGGUCGAUGAGCGAUAUGGAGGCGGCACUCACGGUGUUUCGCGCCCGGUACGAGGCCCUGGUGGCUGAUGUGGGCGCGUGGAUUGCUGGCUGUGCCGUGGAGUCCCAGCUGAACAAGCUCUGGAUGGAAGGAGAGGAUGAGCAGACCAAGGCUCUGGGAGAAGAGGCUUCUGGUGGCAAGGGCACGGGGUUUAGUGGUGACGGUAGCAGUGGUGGUGGUAGUAUUGUGGGGAUGAGCGGGAUCAGUGGAAUUGGGGGGAUAAGCGGGAUUGGGGGGUUGGGGGAGGCGAUUAGUCGGAGUGACAGCGGCGGCGGUGGCGGUCCGGGGGGCCGGUUUGCAUCUAUGUCUGCUCGGUCGCUCGCUGCUGCUGCAGCGGCGGCUGCUGCGGCGGCUAUGCUGGGGACGUCUGCGGAGCAUGUGCCGUGUGUCAUGUUUGUGCGGUCCUUUGCCUUUGACCUCACGCGCAGCCCCUACUGCCACCCUGCUGCUCUAACAGCGCCCGUAACUGCUGCUGCUGCUGCUGCUGCUGCUACAGCUGCUGCUACAACAGCUGCUGCCGGUGCUGCUGCUGCUGCUGCCACUGCCGGCGCCGGUGUGUCUCACGGGGCUGACAGGGCGCUGAGCAUUCAGAAGAGGGUGAGGGUGCGGUGGGGAGCAGGCACAGACCACUCCAACCUCCCCUCUGGAGCCUCCUCCCCUGCGUGCACCCCCUCCACCACUCCCUCACCUGCCGCCUCUUCUCCGUCCUCCGCCUCUGCCCUUUCCUUUGUGCCCUCCGCGUGUGCCCCUGCUCCUCUCCCCACCGCAACAGCAGCAUCACCAGCGCCGUCCCAGCCAGAUCCCCGGCGUGGCUCGGGUGUUAUCUGGCUCUGCCGAGCGGCAGAUGUGGACGAGUUAGCCGCCCUGGCAAGAUUCUUUCUGGGGAGAAUCUCCCAUGGGACGGCAGGGCUAAGAACUUUGCUCUCAGCCAUGCACAGGCUAAGGCUUCCGAGGGAGGAUUGGCAGUGUCUGUUUCUGGUCUGGCUCCGCUCGGUUCCUGUUCAAGACAUCCUGACCGUCGAUCUCCCGGUGCUGGUCGAGGUGGUCCGUCGGAUCGGAUGCCGGCGGGAGGAGGUGGAAGGAAGGAAGACGGCGAGAGUGGUGUUUUCGCGGGGGAGGAUGGGAGGGAGGAAUAGAGGAGGGGAGAGUGGGAAGCGAGGGGAGGGAGGCCUGGAGGGGGGUCUCUCUAACAGUGUGCCCCCGGGGGGAAGGUACCCGUUGCUGUUUAGCUGGUGCCAGGUAACCGGGGCUGCUGCCAAGGCUCUGUUUCUGGCUCGGAUCUGCACUCAGGUGAUAAAGGAGGAGCUGCUGGAUACCAUACCUGGACGAGAGCCUCGGAAGGGGACAGGCACGGCACGGCAGCAGCAGCAGCAGCAGCAGCAGGCAUCAGGGGGGGUGCGGGAGGAGGAGGAUGCGCAUGGAGGAGUGGCUGGUGGUGCCCGGAGUGGGUCUGGCAGGCUGAUUGUGGCUCCUCCAAAACCUAAAGAUAAUGAUCUGUGGAUUGAGCACGGGCUGGAGCAAUGGCUGCACCUAUCAAGCCACGUGGAGGACGCAUGGCUGCUCGGCCGAGCCAUCAUCCACGUCUGCAAGCUCUCUUCUGCCCGAGGCUAUCCGGUUCGGCAGGGCCGCCUGCCGUCCGCAGCCGAGGUCCCCACCUUCCCCGUGCCUCUCUGGGUGGCUCGGUUGCAGCUGCUGCUGUCCCCGUCGGCUCUGUUCACGUCUCAGUUGCACCGGGCCCUGCUGAAAGUGGAAAGACCCGAGCUGGUGAGGGAGAUGGCGAAUGAGAUGGUUGCACAAGUGAGGGUGGUGGAAAGGGGGAGAGGGGAGGAGCUGUUGGAGAGAGGGAGUGGGAGAAGCAGUGCUGGUGGUGAUGAGGAGGGGAAACUGGGUGGUGGGGAAGGUGGUGGGAAGGGAAAGAAGGAUAGGAGGAAGGUCAAGGGCAGGACAGCAGGAGGGGACGGGCCUAAGGGCGUGCAUGGGGAAGAAGGGGCACUGAAGGGAACUUUGGUUUCGGAUGGGGAAGUGGAAAAGGUGGAUGGUGAGAAGGUUGAAGGGCGGGAAGCUGAAGAGGCAGCAGAGAAAGAGGAGAAAGCGGGAGAGGAGGAGAACGACGAGGAGGAGGACGAGGAGGAGGAUGAUGUUGAUGAGGAGGAUGAGGCAGCAGCAGAGGCAGAGGAGGAGCGGCAGAGGGAGGACGAGAGGGAGUCGGUGCAGCUGCUGCGCGAGAUGCUGGACCGGUUUCCCGAGAGCUGCCAUGCAGACAUCUUGGCGUCGCACAGGGCCAUGGAGCUGUGUCGCCAGUGGUCCACUGCUUUCUUCCAGAGCGUCAAAGCUGCACAUGUGCCUCCGAAACCGCCUGCAUGCGCACCUGCUGCCUCUGCUGCUGCUGCUGUUGGUGUUGGUGGUGCUGGUACGGUUGCAGGAUCAGCCAGUGCGGCGGUUGAUGGAGAGGCUCCAGAGCGCCUGUCUACAGACGCAGCAGCAGCAGCAGCAGCAGCAGCAGCAGAAGCUGGUUCUGCUGCUGCUGGAGAGGGCGCGGGUAGCGGCAAAGCAGAGAGCAACAAGGAGAAGGAGAAUUGCGGUGGUGCGAAGCAGAAGAAGCAGGAAGGCACGGAAGCCACGACCGGACCGGGCUUGUCUAUGUCGUUAGGAGGCUACGAUGCAGAGCCCAGCGACCUGCUCUUCUUCUCCCACGAGCACGUCUCUCCGUUGCCCACUGUUGCACUCAAGGGCGGCAUGGUCUGCUCCAUGUGGCAGUCCCUCAUUGGCCAGCGCGCAGCCUCAGCAGUGGCCCUGGUGCAGAGGCUCGGGAGGUGCCCGACUGAUGCGGAGUGCGAGCAGUCACUGGCUGGUGCUGCUGCUGCUGCUGCUGCUGCUGCUGCUGCUGCUGCUGCUGCUGCUGCUGCUGCUGCUGCUGCUGCUGCUGCUGCUGCUGCUGCUGCUGCUGCUGCUGCUGCUGCUGCUGCUGCUGCUGCUGCUGCUGGUGUUGGUGCAUGUGGUUCCAGCAACUCCCAAGAGAGCGAUUCAGGCGACGUUGCAAUCGACCCAGCACACGUGGCGUGGCUGCUGAGAAUCCGCCCCUCUGCUACCACCGCCAGCCCUGACAGCUUCAGCAGCAGCUACAGCUACAGUGGUGGUGCUUUCAGGCCCAGGUCCCGUUCCUCUCUUAGCAGCAGCAGCAGUGAAAGAAGCAGCAGCAUGGCUUCUGGGCAGCUAGGCCGGUCUCAGGUGGAGCUAGUAUCAUACCUGGAGCGCAUCGGUGUGCUGCGCAGGGGGGGGCAGUCCCGGGCGGCUCAGGUGAUGCGUCAGGUGGACCGCGGUCUGUUUGUUCCACCUGGCCCGUGGGUGCACGCGUAUCAGGACUCGCCCCAGACCAUAGGCUUCAACGCCACCAUCUCUGCCCCGCACAUGCACGCCCAGUGCCUCGAGCUCCUGGAAAACCACCUGCAGGUGAAAUAUUUGCUUGUCUUCAGGCAUGGAGCACGUUCAGGUGUGGAGCACGUUCAGGUGAGGAGCACGCUCAGGUGUGGAGCACGUUCAGCGACAGUUGGCACACCUGUCACCUGUCCCUUCACCUCUUUCUCGUCUCUCGCAUCUCCCCACCUGCCUCCUUACUCCUCUCCCACCACUCCCUCCAUCCCCUCAGUGUGUGGUUGUUUCCUCUCUGUUGCUGCUCACCCCACCCCACUCCUGCCUCACCAGCCGGGAAUGCGAGCUCUGGACGUGGGGUCGGGAACGGGCUAUCUCACAGCGUGCUUUGGCCUGCUACUGGCACCCACGGGGAAGGCCGUGGGGGUGGAGCAUAUACCAGAGCUGGUGGAGCGGUCGAAGCGGGACGUGGCGAGGAGCGCAGCGGGGCAUCUGCUGGAGAGCGGGGUGAUAGCGCUGCACACGGAGGAUGGCAGGCAGGGGUGGCUGCAUGACAGCCCAUAUGAUGCCAUUCACGUGGGAGCGGCAGCGCCACAGAUCCCACUGGCCUUGAAGCAGCAGCUGAAGGAGGGAGGGCGGAUGGUUAUACCCGUGGGCACGUGGUCACAGGAUCUGCUCGUGGUGGAUAAGCUGCCAGGUGGCCGCUUCAAAGAGAGCCACGUGGCAUCUGUGCGCUACGUGCCACUCACCAGCAAGGACGAGCAGCUGGAGGGGUACUGA
Messenger RNA from Closterium sp. Naga37s-1, 8709 nucleotides. Lineage: Eukaryota; Viridiplantae; Streptophyta; Zygnematophyceae; Desmidiales; Closteriaceae. The record is from the annotation of a GenBank genome assembly.